ACUAAGGGUUCGCUCUUUUUGUGUUUUUCGCGAUUGUUCUUUGUGUUAUCAUGAGAUAAGUGUGUUAGAAAUUAUAGUUUUAUUCUUUUCCUGGGGACCAAUCAUUGGUAAACAAUUAUACCUAUGUGAUUACUGCACCAAUGAAAUUCUAAAAUGAAAUUUUUUGAAGGUGAAAAUGUUUUCCAGUACUCAUGGCUGCAAGUAGCCCACGUUUUCUGGUAUCGUUAUCCCAACCCCUUCAGUAAACAUGUGAGAACUGAAGAUAUAUUGUACCGAAAAGUGGAGGAGGGAAUCUUGCACACAAAACGAUUGUUAACAAAAACAGUUCGUGUUUCAUAUUUUGGUUACAACAUUUCUAUAAAGAAUGAACCAAUUAUCGAAGAGUCUUUCAUUGAUCCAAAGAAACAAAUCAUAAAAACUUAUACAUGGAAUGUUGGAACUGCUGUAGCUAGAAUAAGAGAAGAAUGUUUUUACAAGCCAAAAGAAGAAAAGCAAACUGUUAUAGAACGCAAAGCUUGGAUAGCAUCAUCUAAAAUGUACUUUCCUCGUAUUAUAGAAGGCUAUUUAAUUCGUAGGUUUGAAAAGAAUGUCACAAAGACGUGUAAAGGAUUAGAAUUCGUGUUAUCGAACAUGUUUCCUUCUCCACUUUUGCAAGAAAAGUCCAGCCUGAUAGAUAAAGAUAAAAUUUGUGAAAAAGCCCGGAAAGCAAAAGAUAUUGCAAAAUCAGGAGCUGUGCCCAUAUUUACUGCAUAUGCGAAUCGAGGCUGAUUAUUUUUUAAUUUGUAGAAAAAAAAAAAAAAAUUUACUGUCUUAUUAUUCAGAACACUGUAUAUAAAUCCACGUUUUAGAAGAUGAUGUUACAGUUUGAUCUAAGCACGUAUCAUAUAUUUUAACACUAUUGAAAUAAAACUAGAUAUCUUUUUUGUAAAAUAUAAUUAGUAAAUAUUUCGAUGCAUUGUGAUUAUGAAA
Messenger RNA from Stegodyphus dumicola, 969 nucleotides. RefSeq names its product preli-like (gene prel). Gene Ontology annotation, cellular component: mitochondrial intermembrane space. Lineage: Eukaryota; Metazoa; Arthropoda; Arachnida; Araneae; Eresidae. The record is from RefSeq and is a predicted model, not a curated record.